AUGGCAGUGCAAAGACAGACUGCAGCGUCAAGAUCUGCGAUGCCGGAAAGGAGGGAACAACAUGGUGUCUCGGAUGGGCUUCCGAUGACUAUGGGGAGAAGGUUGUUGAGAACGUUACCACACACACCCAAUUUGAGAGUGUCUAUUGGGCAAGUGGCUUUAGGAGGGGUUGAAGGCGUUGGAGGUUUUGAAGGUGUUGGAGGUGUUGGAGGUUUUAUGGGUGUUGGAGGUGUUGAAGGUUUUGUGGGUGUUGGAGGUUUUGAAGGUGUUGGAGGUUUUGGUGGUGAUGUACAAUGGCAUCCUGGUGAUGUUGGAGGUUUUGGUGGAGGUGGGCAGCCUUUUGGGGUACUAGUGGAAGAUACGAGAGUGAAGAAAAGAAGGUUGAUCGUAAGGAGAAAAGCUGUGGUUGCCAAAGCUCUUGAAGCCAUUUUUAAAGGUUUUGCUUCUUAUAGUUGGAAAGUGUUGUAG
Molecule: messenger RNA, 468 nt
Organism: Lactuca saligna
Lineage: Eukaryota; Viridiplantae; Streptophyta; Magnoliopsida; Asterales; Asteraceae
Source: the annotation of a GenBank genome assembly